UGCUUAUCGCCAGCUUACAACAACAUACGCAGAUUGACGACGGUCGAAAUAAUCAAAGGUCAGCAACAAAGGCCGCCAACUCACAUUGAAGCCAAUCUAAGUCUGUGAGAGCCGUAGCCUCAUCUGGGAUCUUCUUCAACAGCCAUCUACCACAAGAUGCGCCCGAGGUAACACAAUGGCCAAGGCCAGGACACCGGGCUCUUCUCGCGGCAGGGAGGAAGCCAGCCAGAAUAGCAGUAGUAGCAAUAACAACAACAGCAGCAGCAGCAACAGCAACAACACCACAAGAUCACAGAACGAAGAAGAGCACGGCCUAUUGUCAGCCGCUGGCCAGGACUCCGACGAUGGCUACGACGACGCAGAGGAAGAAGACGGUCUGAUCGUGCACCAUACGGACAACGGACUCCCACACUCGGCUCUCUCCAAGGGCAGCGGCAACGGCUCAGUACGAACUCCGAGAACACCGAAUAGAGUGCGCUUCGACCUCAAUACCACGAGCAUACCACCGCCGGCGAACGGCCACAGUGGCGCAGACAGGCGGAGCGGCGAGUAUGACGACGACGCCAUUGAGCUCGGCGACCACGAUCCCCUCGAUAGCCCCUACAGCCCCUCGGGUCGCGAGACGUUCAGACAGCCGCUCCUGACGGGCAUCGAGGCCCCGUCCGUGACGCUGGCGAACAGUGCCUGGGGCGACGAUGUGAACGAGUGGCACGAGGCGGAACAGUCGCGGCCCAAGUCGGGCAUGAGGUCUGCCUUCAUGAACAUGGCCAACUCCAUCAUCGGCGCCGGCAUCAUCGGGCAGCCCUACGCCUUCAAGCAGGCGGGCCUGCUGGCCGGCAUAGUGCUGCUCGUUGGGCUGACCAUCGUGGUCGACUGGACAAUACGGCUGAUCGUCGUGAAUAGCAAGCUCAGCGGCGCCAACAGUUUCCAGGGCACCGUAGAGCACUGCUUCGGCAAGACUGGGCUCAUUGCCAUCUCCAUUGCGCAGUGGGCUUUCGCUUUCGGCGGCAUGGUCGCGUUCGGCGUCGUUGUAGGUGACAGCAUACCGCACGUCCUGCAGGCUGUGUGGCCGGGACUGAGUGAUAUACCUGUCCUGGGGUUGCUGGCGGACAGGAGGGUGGUCAUUGCCGUCUUUAUUUUAGGUAUCAGCUACCCUUUGUCCUUGUACAGGGAUAUUGCAAAGCUGGCGAAAGCAAGCACGUUUGCUUUGAUCAGCAUGCUCAUCAUUAUGGUCACGGUCAUUGUACAGGGAGCACUCGUCCCCAAGGAAGAUAGAGGAUCAUUCAGCACACCUUUGCUCACGGUCAAUGGUGGCAUUUUCCAGGCUAUCGGAGUCAUCUCUUUCGCAUUUGUUUGCCACCACAACUCUCUACUUAUCUACGGCUCUCUCAAGACUCCCACCAUUGACCGCUUCGCCCGUGUCACGCACUACAGUGCUGGCGUCUCUAUGGCGGCCUGCAUGCUUGUCGCACUGGUGGGUUUUAUUACCUUCGGAGACAAAACUUUGGGAAAUGUGCUCAAUAACUUUCCCUCCGACAACUCCAUGGUUAACAUCGCCCGUCUCUGUUUCGGUCUCAAUAUGUUGACGACGCUACCACUUGAAGCCUUUGUCUGCCGUGAGGUCAUGUUCAACUACUGGUUCCCGGGCGAGCCAUUCAACAUGCAUCUCCACCUUAUCUUCACCUCUGCGCUGGUGGUCAGCGCCAUGACUAUAAGCCUGAUGACGUGUGAUCUCGGCGUGGUGUUUGAGCUUGUGGGCGCCACGAGCGCUUGCGCUCUGGCAUAUAUACUACCCCCACUGUGCUACAUCAAGCUCAGCACCCGCAGCUGGAAGACCUAUGUCGCCUGGGCAGUUGUGGUGUUCGGGAGCGCAGUCAUGGCCAUCAGUCUGUUCCAGGCCGUUGGGGACAUGAUAACAGGCGGCGGCGAGCCUGUCAAGUGUAUGUAAAUGCAAGCACUUCUGUAAUAACAUUACGACAAAAGCUUCUAUAGAGGUCCCAUUUGAUUUUUCCAAUACCAGAUCUGGUUCUAGAGGGCAAAGCAUAGCAUAAAGAAGGCGAAUUGAAUUUCUUACCAACAGACUUAC
Molecule: messenger RNA, 2086 nt
Organism: Truncatella angustata
Lineage: Eukaryota; Fungi; Ascomycota; Sordariomycetes; Amphisphaeriales; Sporocadaceae
Product: putative amino acid transporter
Exons: 3
Coding region: 176-1948 (590 amino acids)
Biological process (GO): amino acid transmembrane transport
Cellular component (GO): endoplasmic reticulum
Molecular function (GO): amino acid transmembrane transporter activity
Source: RefSeq, a predicted model, not a curated record